Molecule: messenger RNA, 2481 nt
Organism: Syngnathus acus (greater pipefish)
Lineage: Eukaryota; Metazoa; Chordata; Actinopteri; Syngnathiformes; Syngnathidae
Product: growth hormone receptor-like
Exons: 10
Coding region: 660-2123 (487 amino acids)
Biological process (GO): cytokine-mediated signaling pathway
Cellular component (GO): external side of plasma membrane
Molecular function (GO): protein binding; cytokine receptor activity
Source: RefSeq, a predicted model, not a curated record
CACUCAAUUAACUUCAUUCUCUUUUAUUAAAAGAUGACGUCACCCCCGAAAAAAAAACAUUAUUUACAAGAGAACUAAUAACAAAUGGGUGUAGAAAAAGUGGUGUAACUUGGAGAUUUUUUUUAUUGUCAUCAGUGUUAAUUUAAAGCCGUCACUGUCAAUUACCAAUUUUAUUUUUCCGAUCAGUGAUUUUCUUUUAAAUUCGUCAAUGGGCUUUGAGAGAGAGUCUUCUCGUUGGGUUUUAUGUUCAUCUCAGAUUCUUGUUGUCUUUCCUGAGCCCCCCCAAGUGGUCCAGAAUGACUUCACCUGUAGCACUCAAGGAAACCUCAUCAGAAACCCCUGUUAAGAUUCUGGAUGGUUCUGAUGAGAUUUCUGAUGCCUUCAUGGCAUCUUUGUAAUUCCCAGCGUCCCCGGCGAGAUGUGCUGUAGAAGGGCGGUCGAACGAUUUUCAGAAUUUCUCCAAGUCUCUCAGAACACACUUUGAAUGAUCAUUUAUCAACAUUGGCUCUGCGCAGGUCCAACAUCAACAAAGUGAGACCUUGUGUCUCCAAGAACCAUUUCAGCUCCAAUAGAAGAUGCUUGGGGAGAAGCAAACUGGACAGUGCUGGUUCUGAAAGCAAAACAUUCACGUGUGCCGCCGCCGUCGCCACUGUAGCGGGAUGCUGCUGCCGCCGCCGCCGCUGCUUUUUUGCCUGCUUUUCGCCUCACUGGCCUGCAACACAAUGCAACAGCUGGACAGACAAGCAGCAGACUCCCAGCGUGUCGGUGAGGUUGCCGUGACAACCAGGCCUCUCAUCUACAAAUGCCGUUCGCCCAACAUGGAGGUGUUCACCUGCUGGUGGCAUCCGCUCAGCAACCUGACGGAGGGAGAGGAGGUGACCUACGUGCUCACCUAUUCCAAAGACAAUGAGCCCAAACACGAGUGUCCCGACUACACGAGCAGAGGUGCCAACAGCUGCUUUUUUGACAGCAGCCACACGUUCAUAUGGAACAUCUACUGCAUGAAUGUCACGGCCAUAACGGCACGGCAAAAUUUUACCUCACCUCAACAUUGCCUUGAUGUCGCCGACGUCGUUCAGACCGAAGCGCCGAUCAACCUAACUUACCAACUGACUGAUGCCGGCGGGGACGAGAUAGGUCACGACGUACUACUCACCUGGGUGUACCCGAGGCCCUCUGACCUCAAAUACGGCUGGAUCACGCUGGUCUACGAACUGCAGUACAGACAAGUUAGCGAGCCUGGCAAGUGGAAGGUCAAGCAGUCGCUGCGAGAGCCUCAAGUCAAGCUGCUCGGCCUUUCCGUCAACGACUACGUGCUUCGCGUACGGUGCCGCUCGAUCAACUACGGCCUGUGGAGCAAUUGGAGCCAGCCGUUGCUGAUGAGCAUUCCGAGCCAGGCGCCAGCAGCAGACAAACUUUUGGUGUUGAUUCUGGUGACGAGCAUCAGCAUGGUGGCGCUGCUGGCCAUCGCCGUGCGUGUCAUUCCGCAAUGUUCGAGAGUCAAAGACUUCUUCUGGCCACGAAUUCCAAAACCACGCAUCAUCGGCAUUGACCCGCUGCUUUUAAAGAAGGGGAACUUGGAAGAAAUCAACCGGCAUCUGAGUAAUUUCCACAGCUACUUAGCUCCCAUCUUCAUGGACACGGAUAUGUGGGACCCAGUGAGCCCCGACAGCAUCUAUGUCACCUCGAGCAAAGACUGCACCAUCCCCAUCGAGUCCCUCAGCCAGGUGACGGACACCUUCGGCGCCCCUCACGACAUAACGCCUACCGCAGCUCUUCAUCAACACGUGAGCCAGCCUCCAACGCCGUUCAGGCAAAGCCCGUACUGCACGUCUCCUCCUCAAGACUUCCCGUCGUCCCCGUGGCCCAAUAUCAUUAGCAUGCCGGAAGACAGCUACAGCAUGAUGGGGCAGCCCAUCCCACCCCCAGCCGCCCCCUCCACCAGCUGCCCCCGGCAGGAUCUCUACAGCUGCGUGCACCUCUUGAACCACAGCGACGGGCUUCAAUUGGUGCCGUGCCCGCCGCUGGCGUAUUGCGAGCUCCCGCCACUCCCCAAGUCUAAUUUCCACGGUGACGUAAAGGAGCAAGACGAGGAGAAGCUGGCCGAGUAUCAGGCCAAAUAGAAAGAUGUAGCCAAAGAGAGCUGAGCAAGAUGUGCAGAAGAGCAGUAGAUAUUUGUCUUGUUUUUGUGAACCACUUGACUUUGUCAGAUUCUAAGAAGAAUUGGCAGCAUCCUCUUCGAGCGUUAAUGGUGGAAAGGGUUUGAAUGGAGUCCUGCAUGUUGCGUGGAGCCCGUUCCAUCAUGAGGUCAUGAUUAUGGUGGAAAACCAAUGACAAAAAUGAAGCGUCACUAACGUGGAUUGAAAAAAAUGGCAAGACGCUGGGAGCCUGAAGCAUUCAUGCACCCCCCACCCACCCCACCCGCUCAGCUCGUAGAUAGCGUCACGCUAUUUUCAUUUGUGAUAUGAAAGUGCCACUUAG